Messenger RNA from Periophthalmus magnuspinnatus, 677 nucleotides. It is a transcript of the gene csf3a, whose product is annotated as colony stimulating factor 3 (granulocyte) a. The record is from RefSeq and is a predicted model, not a curated record. Bases 45 to 677 code for a protein of 210 amino acids. Gene Ontology annotation, cellular component: extracellular region. Lineage: Eukaryota; Metazoa; Chordata; Actinopteri; Gobiiformes; Gobiidae. Gene Ontology annotation, biological process: myeloid cell development; immune response; neutrophil differentiation. The transcript has 5 exons. Gene Ontology annotation, molecular function: cytokine activity.
UGAAAAGCGUCCUCUCAGAUCAAUAGUUCCCCCUGACAGAGGUCAUGAACAUCCUGACUGUGUGUGUGAGCGUCUUCUCCUUCAUGGCCACUAUGACGCACAGUGCACCUGUCUUUGGAGUUACCACACUUGUUGACCAGGAGCAAUUUCAGGAUUUAGUACAAAGGAGCCACAGUUUGAUACAAAAGAUCUUGCUCUCCAUUUCAGAUGUGCACAGUUCUUCUAUUCACAUAAAGACGUUGAAGCUUAACUCUACAGAGAACAGAAAGAUGGAGAUAAUGGCCUCCAACAUUGGCAUCCCAAACGCCCCUGUUCUUACAGUGGUGUCAGAAAACUUCCCUCUGGAGACCAGUUUGAGGCACAUGUCUGAGGGCCUACAGUUGCAUCGGGGGCUGCUGAACUUUGUCCUGCCUAAACUCAACAAUAACGUGAAAAUGGCUGAACUGUCCAAUGACAUUGGUGACCUGGACCUGCAAAUUCACAAGAUGCUAAAACUGAUCCAGAAUACUGCCGUACCCACCCCCACGCUGGAGCCAGUGGUGCUGCGUCUCUCUGGGGAGUAUGACAUUCAGGUGGCAGCGCACUUAACCCUGGUGAACCUGAGCAACUUUGGUCAGGACGUGGUGGUCAGCCUACACAGCAUGGAGCUCAGCGAGGAAGAAGAGAUAGACAGCUGA